Molecule: messenger RNA, 3112 nt
Organism: Hemicordylus capensis (graceful crag lizard)
Lineage: Eukaryota; Metazoa; Chordata; Lepidosauria; Squamata; Cordylidae
Product: zinc finger protein 397-like
Exons: 5
Coding region: 693-2837 (714 amino acids)
Biological process (GO): regulation of transcription by RNA polymerase II
Molecular function (GO): RNA polymerase II cis-regulatory region sequence-specific DNA binding; DNA-binding transcription factor activity, RNA polymerase II-specific
Source: RefSeq, a predicted model, not a curated record
CUAAUUUUCCCAGUUUCACCUGUAUUUCCAUUUGCACAUUUACUAGAACUUUGAUAAGGUGCAGUAUUCCAUAACUGUAGCGGGGUUCCCAGCUCUGACCAAAGCUCUUCUGGACCACCUGAAGAUUUUUUGGCCAAUUGCCACUCCACCUCACCUCACCCCACCCCCCCCCACCCCACCCCCCAAUAGUUUUCACAAUACCAAGCAGUUAAAAUCUCCAUGAUUGCUUUCGAGAAUCACUUGGAGAGGGAUGCCAAUUCUUUCCCAGAGACUGAAGCUAAUCAUGCAGGGGGGCAACCCUUGCAAGAGUUGAUUGCUUGCUUAUUUUUAAGCUCAUGUUUCCGCUGUGACGGAAGAGCAUUUUGUGGAUUGUUUUCACUGCCAAGGGGUUAAACCAACAGAGCUCGGUUUGUUUCCUAGAGAGGGCAGCACAGACCUGAAAAGAAGAGAGAAGACUCUUGUUCCUGUUAGGGGGUGGGGUUUGGUGUACAAUUCCCUACAGUGAGUACAGUUACAGAAAGAGGGGAAGAAGAAGAGGAAUUAAAAAGAGGAGGAGAGCCCCCGAGUCCCAGUAGGGAGCUGCGUGGAGAGCUGUUUUCCCUAGGGCACAUCUCAGCACACCUGUCUAGAUCCCUGCCACUUACUUUAGAGUUUUCUGUAGUGUGACAUUAUCUUUGUGACAUCACCCAAGGAUGAAAAUGGAGGGUCAAGACCAUGCAAGCUGUACACAAGGGGAAGUAUUGGAUGGAACAGGAAAAGACCCUCAUGUCUUCCAGGGCACUAAAGCUCACAAAUCUAGAAUGACUAUGGAGAGAGGAUGUAAGCCCCCUGAAGCAAUGCAUUCUGGGAGUACUGGGGGGUCCCUCAGAAGGGCAUUUCCACUUCAGAUGAAAGAGGAACCAGAAGACAGUUUGGUCCAGUGGGAGGUGUUCCUAAGAACUGUGGGAUCUCCUCACUCAGAACUGGAAAUUGCACAGUUGCCUGAAGAGCCUACUCCAUGGGAUGAUACUAAGGCCUUUCUGGCCUCCUUUGAGCAAGUGGCUGAAGCCUGCCGGUGGCCCAGGGAGGAGUGGGUGGCCCGACUCUUGCCGGCCUUCAGUGGAGAAGCUGAGCAGGCCUUUAGCAGGCUGGAUGUGGCAGCCAGGGGUGACUACAGGAAGGUGAAGGCAGCCAUCUUGCGAGGGGAGGCCAUCAGCAGGGAGAAGCAGCGUCAACACUUCAGGCGUUUCUGCUACCAGGAGGCUGAGGGGCCAAGAGUGGCUUACAGCCAGCUUCAGGACCUUUGCAGUCGGUGGCUAAAAGUUGAGAGAUACACCAAGGAGCAGAUCUUGGAGCAGCUGAUCUUGGAGCAGUUCCUGACCAUUCUUCCAUUAGAGAUCCAGAACUGGGUCAGGGAACUUGGCCCAGAGACCUGUGCUCAGGCAGUGGCCCUGGCAGAGGACUUCCUGUCACGACAGCGAGAGGCUGAGAGGCAGGAAGACCAAGUGGAAUUUGAGGAGGAGGAGGAGGAGGCAGUAUGUUUCUGGGGGACAGAUCAAGCACCCUCCAAGAGCAAGCAGAAGUUCCAUGUGGAAACCAAGCAGGAAGAUGAUGAGGCGGCCGGCAUGUUGGGCAAAGGGUGGAUGACCCUCCAGCAGGGGGAGGCAUACAGGUCAGAAAGUUCAGAGCAAGUGAGACCACGUGGGACGUUACUGUGGAAAGCAGAAGAGAUCCUCUCCCAGCGCUGCGAGCAGGAAAUCACCUCACCCAGUCGAGAGAGACCAGUUUAUCUGCAGGGAAUCCACUCAGUGGAGGGAGCGGAUGGAUCCAUUUCUUGCAGGAGAGGGUACAAGGCCUUCAUUAAAAACACAACCCAGACAGGAGCUGAUUCUGCAGGUGAUGGGUGGGAGAGUGAAAAUGAGGGGGAACUACCUGCAAUGUCAUCAGAAAGAGGCGAAAAUGAGGAGUUGAAAGAGAACCUUUGGCAUCAAGAUGGUGCAAAGAGGCAAGAACAAAGCCACAACGAAGAGAGGGAUAAAUCCGUUCCUUCUCAGAGUGGGGGCUGGCAUGAAGUCCCAGCCCAGCUAAAGAAACCAAGAGGCCAGAGAAGGAGCACAGGCCUCAGUGCUCAUUGGCAAAUCCACACAGGGGAGAAAGCAAACAAAGGUUUGAAGUUUGGGAAGGGCUUCAGCUGCAGCAGAAUCCUAACUUCCCAUAAAAGGAUUCAUGCUGGGGAGGAGCCAUAUCGCUGCCCAGACUAUGGCAAGAGCUGCUCUGAGAACUCCAGCCUAAUUCACCAUCAAAUAAUCUACACAGGGGAUGAGCCUUAUGAAUGCUCAAUAUGUGGAAAGAGCUUCUGUCAAAACGCAGGACUCGCUUCACAGCAAAGAAUUAACACCAGAGAGAUGCCCUAUACAUGUUCAGUUGGUGGAAAGAGCUUCUGUCAGAGUGCAAACCUGACAUCCCACCAGAGAAUUCCUACAAGCAAGAGACCACACAGCUGUUCAGACUGUAGCAAGAGCUUCCGUAGCCAAGCAAGUGUUGUUAAACAUAAGAGAAUACGCUCCGGGGAGAAACCACAUAAAUGCUUGGAAUGUGGGAAGAGCUUCAAUAAGAAGGCAAGCCUGACUUCACAUCAGAGAAUCCACACCGGGGAGAGACCCUAUAAAUGCUCAUACUGCAUCAAAAGCUUUUGUGAUCAGUCAAACCUUAUUAAGCAUAAGAGAAUUCAUACAAAGGAGAAACCAUAUAUGUGCUCUGAGUGUGGAAGGAGUUUCAGUCAAAGUACAAGCCUUAUUAGACAUCAAAGAACUCACAAAGGUGGGGGAAGCAUUGAUAUUAACCUCCCAUGCACUUAAGUCAAUGGAGAAUUAUUAUUCUGAGACCUUGCUUCAAAUACCUGGAUUUGUGAGACUCAGAGGAUAGUUAUAUAAAGCAGGACCUUUUUAGUGGUUGUUCCUUUUAGGUAGAACUCUCUGCCUGAGGAUUUGUGAUUCAUUACUGGUCUCAAUAGCAUGUUUUACUGGAAGCUUUUAAAGAUUUUAAUAAUUUAAUACUGUUUUAUUCCUUUAUGUAAACUGAAGAGCAGAGAAAGAAUGAAGUAGCUAUGUAAAAUAAAUAACAGAUCUGUAAA